This is a messenger RNA of Galeopterus variegatus (Sunda flying lemur), 951 nucleotides long. RefSeq names its product olfactory receptor 51F2-like. Gene Ontology annotation, cellular component: membrane. NCBI's taxonomy places the organism in Eukaryota, Metazoa, Chordata, Mammalia, Dermoptera, Cynocephalidae. The record is from RefSeq and is a predicted model, not a curated record. Gene Ontology annotation, biological process: G protein-coupled receptor signaling pathway. Gene Ontology annotation, molecular function: olfactory receptor activity; G protein-coupled receptor activity. The coding region runs from base 1 to 951 and encodes 316 amino acids. The transcript has a single exon.
AUGUCAACUUUUCAGAAUACCACAUUCUCUCCCAUCACUUUCCUGCUAACCGGUAUCCCUGGGCUGGAAGCCUUCCAUGCCUGGAUCUCCAUUCCCUUCUGCUUUCUGUAUGUCACUGCCCUCUCAGGAAACAGCCUGAUUCUCUUCAUCAUCAUCACGCAGCCCAGCCUCCAUGAACCCAUGUACUAUUUCCUCUCCAUGCUGUCCACCUCUGACCUCGGCCUGUCCAUCUCUACUGUCGUCACCAUGCUGGGUAUAUUCUGGUUCAAUGCCAGGGAGAUCAGCUUUAAUGCCUGCUUGUCACAGAUGUUCUUUAUUAAAUUCUUCACUGUCAUGGAAUCCUCAGUGCUGUUGGCCAUGGCUUUUGACCGUUUUGUGGCUAUCUCUAAUCCCCUUAGGUAUACCACCAUUUUAACUGACUCCAGAAUAGCACAAAUUGGAGGGGCAAUUAUCAUCAGGGGGACCUUAAUGCUGACACCAAUGGUAGCACUUCUUAAAAGACUUUCCUACUGCCACAGCCACGUGCUCCACCACUCCUACUGCUACCACCCUGAUGUGAUGAAGCUCUCGUGCACAGACACCAGGAUCAACAGUGCAGUUGGGUUGACUGCCAUGAUCUCUACUGUUGGGGUGGACUCAGUCUUCAUCAUCUUUUCUUACAUCUUGAUCAUUAAGACUGUUAUCAGCAUUGCUUCCCCAGAAGAGAGGAAGAAAGCCUUCAGCACAUGUAUCUCCCAUAUCAUAGCUGUUGCCAUAUUCUAUAUUCCUUUGAUCAGUCUGUCUUUUGUUCACAGAUUUGGGAAACGAGCCCCAGCCUAUGUACAUACUAUGAUUGCUAACACCUACCUGCUGAUCCCUCCCGUGAUGAACCCCAUCAUCUACAGUGUGAAAACCAAACAAAUACGUAGAGUUAUGCUAAAAAUUCUUCGUUCCAAGGAAACAGAAUUUUAG